Messenger RNA from Racocetra persica, 123 nucleotides. The record is from the annotation of a GenBank genome assembly. NCBI's taxonomy places the organism in Eukaryota, Fungi, Glomeromycota, Glomeromycetes, Diversisporales, Gigasporaceae.
GAAUUUGAAAAGGCACUAUUUACUAGUGUCCAAACUAAUUUAGAAUUAAUUGGAUAUUAUAAUAAUUUGCAUGAUCAAUAUAAAGCAAAAAUUAGUCAUAUUAAUUCUAAACUUUUAAAAUAG